UUCAGUUUCCCUCUCAAACCCAGAAAUGGCGCUUUCCAUCCCUCCUCUUUAGGGUUUUUGAAAUUUUCCCUCGCUCUGUCACUCGAGCGAUCUAACCAAUCCCAAUCCAAAUCGCUUCAUUUCCUCUCGCCGAUCUCACAACACACUCUCUCCCGCUUUCUUCACUCCUAAAACCCUCGCAACGACGUCCCCUCGCCUGUUCGGAGAUGCCGUCGGCGGCGAAGCUCACGGAGGGCUCGAUACGGAAGAUCUGCGAGCGCGAGCUCGUCGGGGAGAGCGAGGUGAAGCCGAUACUGCAGGUGACGGACAUGAAGGUGGUGAACACCCGGAACCAUCAGAACCAGGAUCCGAGCAACGAUGUGGAGAGGGAGAGGCAGAGGUUCCGGGUGGUGCUGUCCGAUGGGACCCACGCGCAACAGGGCAUGCUCGCGACGCAGCUCAACCACCUGGUUGAUUCGGGGGAGUUGCAGAAGGGCUCCAUCAUCAGGAUGAAUAACUUCGUUUGCAGUUCCGUCAGGGACCGACUGAUUAUUAUCAUUGUUGACUUGGAGGUUGUACUUGCCAAGCAUGAUCUUAUUGGAGAACAUGUACAGGCAAAAGUUCCUGGAAGUGAAGUGGCAAAACCAACCACACCCUCUUUACAAAACAUGCGUGGUGGUGGUUCCUACUUGAAUAGUAUUGAUCAGGGAACAUGUCCUGCAACAAGCGCUGCUCCUUCUUAUGGCAAUGCUCCCAUUACUCCUGUGCACUCAAACACAGAACCUGGUGUCCCUAGGUCAGCUCAGUUUGGUGGGUCCUAUGCUAAUCAAAAUAUGGGUAUCCGCAAUAAUACCAAUGAAUUUCGACGUUCACCUGUUAAUUCCUACGUCCACCAGCCUCAGCCAUCAUAUCAGCAGCCGCCACCAAUGUACAUGAAUCGGGGACCUAUAGCAAAGAAUGAAGCUCCCCCAAGGAUAAUUCCAAUCGCUGCUCUCAACCCUUACCAGAACAGGUGGACAGUUAAGGCCAGAGUGACUGCAAAGGGCGAGCUUAGGCAUUACAACAAUCCACGCGGUGAUGGAAAAGUGUUUUCUUUUGAUCUUCUUGAUUCGGAUGGUGGGGAAAUCCGCGUGACGUGCUUUAAUGCUGUCGCUGACCAGUUCUACAACCAGAUUGAAACUAGCAAGGUGUACCUAAUUUCCAGGGGUACUUUGAAACCUGCUCAGAAGAAUUUCAAUCACCUCCGAAAUGAUCACGAGAUAUAUCUGGAAACCACCUCAAUUGUACAGCCAUGCAUUGAGGAUGAUAACCAAAUUCCAAGGCAGCAGUUUCAUUUUCAUCCCAUUAGUGAUGUUGAAGGCAUGGAAAGCAACAGUAUUAUCGACGUAAUUGGUGUUGUCCACUCUAUAAAUCCGGCUGCAUCCAUAAUGAGGAAAAAUGGUUCUGAAACUCAGAAAAGAAGCCUUCAUUUGAAAGAUGAGUCUGGCCGAAGUGUUGAAUUGACUUUGUGGGGGAACUUUUGUAAUGCAGAAGGACAAAGGCUGCAAAUUCUGUGCGACUCUGGACAGUUUCCUGUACUGGCAGUGAAAUCGGGUAGAGUCAGUGAUUUUAAUGGGAAGGCAGUGGGUACUAUUUCUACGAGCCAGUUAUUUAUAGAGCCUGACAUCCAAGAGGCUCGCAGGCUCAAGGAGUGGUUUGAGAGGGAAGGUAAAACUGCCCCUACGGUGUCUAUAUCAAGAGAAAUAACAAGCAUGGGCAGGACAGAGGCAAGAAAAACUAUAUCGCAGAUCAAAGAUGAAAAGCUAGGGACUUCUGAGAAGCCGGAUUGGAUUACAGUUUCUGCCAAUAUUGGAUAUAUAAAGGUGGAUAAUUUCUGUUACACAGCCUGUCCCAUUGUAAUUGGAGAUCGCCAAUGCAACAAGAAAGUUACAAACAACGGCGAUGGGAAGUGGCGGUGUGAUAGGUGUGACCGCUGCGUUGAUGAAUGCGACUACAGGUACAUUCUCCAGAUCCAGAUUCAGGACCACACUGGGCAAGCAUGGGUGACUGCAUUUCAGGAAUCUGGCGAGGAAAUAAUGGGUAUAUCGGCAAAGGAGUUGUUCUAUCUGAGAACUGAGCAUGAUGAGAGGUUUGGAGAAAUCAUCCGCAAGGUUUUCUUCACCAAAUUCAUAUUAAAGUUGAAAGUGAAGGAGGAGAUCUUUAGUGAUGAACAACGCGUGAAGUCGACCGUUGUCAAAGCAGACAAGGUAAAUUUCUCUUCAGAGGCCAGGUUUUAUCUGGAUUUGUUGGACAAGAACAGAGCAGAUGGGUCUGUUUCUUCUGAUGUCAAGUCGGAACACCUAGUUUCGAAUACCGGGAUGAUCAGUACUUUAACAGGGAAUGCUGAGAGUAUGCAAUCUUCAUCUUUUAUGGGGAACUAUUCCAUGGGAAACAAUGCUGGUACGGGAGGUUCUAGGUCAUCGGCAGACUAUACUUCAGCGGUUCAAUAUGGAAACCAGUAUAACGGUGCUAGACUUUCCAUGACGGGCCCAAACGAUAUGAAUUCAAGCUGCACUAGCUGCGGGAGAAGCGGCCAUAGCUCAAAAAAUUGUCCGAGCAUCAUGAGUGGCCCUUCUCAGACGAUGGGAGGGGCAUACGUGAAUAGACCUCCUGGAGGUUCCAGUGAUGUAUGCUAUAAGUGCAAUCAAACUGGGCACUGGGCGAGAGACUGUCCUGGGCUAAGUGCAGUUCCACCUGCAUAUGGAAGCAGCGCCGCAACACCUAGGAGGUAUGGGAUGGUUUCCAGGGAAAGGGUCGGGGGGGUUUGGGAGUAAUGUAAUGGAGUCAGCUUUUGUUUAUACCUGUUCUUAUCCAGUUCUUUUGGGUUUGAGCAAUGAUGAAGGCGUUCCUUCCACUGUUCCCCGUGUUUCCGGAGGGAAGACGAUGCAGGAGGAUGCCCUGUGCCGUGGUAAUGAGAAAUAUUUUGGGCGAAGGGUUGGAAUAAGCUACUCUUGUUUCAUUUCAUGCAAAUGCAAGUCUUUCCUAAUUCUCAAGUCUAUGAAGGAGCGGUGGGAGUGGCUGUGCCUUUAUAAUGAUGCAGAGGUGCUGUUUUUUGCGGACUUUUGUUUGAAAACCGUAGCGGUUUACGUAGGUUGUAGAGUGUCAGUUCAAUGUAUUUUUUCCUUUUUAUACUUUCCUCCAGCAUUAUCAUCAGAUAUUGUUGGGUUCUGUCUUGUGAACUAAGUUUCUUGGCAUGAAAAAAAAAAAACAACUGGUACCAUCAUCAA
This is a messenger RNA of Rhodamnia argentea, 3245 nucleotides long. Its product is annotated as replication protein A 70 kDa DNA-binding subunit A. Bases 207 to 2792 code for a protein of 861 amino acids. Gene Ontology annotation, biological process: telomere maintenance via telomerase; meiotic cell cycle; nucleotide-excision repair. The transcript has 2 exons. Gene Ontology annotation, molecular function: zinc ion binding; single-stranded telomeric DNA binding; damaged DNA binding. The record is from RefSeq and is a predicted model, not a curated record. Lineage: Eukaryota; Viridiplantae; Streptophyta; Magnoliopsida; Myrtales; Myrtaceae. Gene Ontology annotation, cellular component: nucleus; DNA replication factor A complex.